UUCCCUCCCGCUUCCUUUUCCAGCAGCGCCUGCGAUCAUGGCGGACGUUGUGGCGGAGCAGAUAGUGAAGCCUGUCCACGAAAGGGAGCUCAACGGGGACGCCGAGGUCCGGGAAGUGCCCGACCCAGUGGACGAGGCAGCAAAAAAGAAGAAGAAGAAGAAGAAAAAGGGCAAAUCUGCAACAACUGCUGUGGAGCCUGAGGUGGACGGCGUGGCGGCGGACGGCGUGGCGGAAGUGACUAAGCAGCUGGAGAAGCAGGUGAUCGAGGACAAGGAGAAGGACGAAGAAGGCGAGGAGGAUGGAGACGACGGCGAAAACGCAGCAGGGAAAAAGAAGAAGAAAAAGAAGAAGAAGAAAGGAUCCAAAGCUCAGACAGAUCCUCCAUCUGUUCCCAUCUGUGAGUUGUACCCAAACGGCGUGUUUCCCAUCGGACAGGAGUGUGAAUAUCCCGUCUGUCAGGACGGUCGGAGUGCGACGUGGCGUAUGACCAUGGAGGAGAGGCGGGUGAUGGACAAAGCCAACGAGGAAGUGUGGAACGACUUCCGGCAGGCGGCCGAGGCCCACAGACAAGUUCGGAAACACGUCCGCAGCUUCCUGAAACCUGGACUCACCAUGAUAGAGAUCUGCGAGCGUCUGGAGGAUUGCUCCCGUAAGCUGAUAAAGGAGAACGGGCUGAACGCCGGGCUGGCCUUCCCCACCGGCUGCUCCCUCAACCACUGUGCAGCCCACUACACCCCCAACGCGGGAGACGCCACCGUCCUGCAGUACGACGACGUCUGCAAGAUCGACUUCGGCACACACAUCAACGGGAGAAUCAUUGACUGUGCCUUCACCGUCACGUUUAACCCAAAGUACGACAAGCUGCUGGAGGCCGUGCAGGACGCCACCAACACUGGAAUCAAAAACGCCGGCAUCGAUGUGCGUCUGUGUGACGUUGGCGAGGCGAUUCAGGAGGUGAUGGAGUCCUACGAGGUGGAGCUCGAUGGGAAAACAUACCAAGUGAAACCAAUCAGAAACCUGAACGGUCACUCCAUCGGCCAGUACAGGAUACAUGCUGGGAAGACGGUUCCCAUCGUUAAGGGAGGCGAAGCCACCAGGAUGGAGGAGGGAGAGGUUUACGCCAUCGAGACGUUCGGCAGCACGGGGAAAGGCGUCGUCCACGACGACAUGGAGUGCUCCCACUACAUGAAGAACUUUGACGUCGGCCAUGUUCCAAUCAGGCUGCCGCGAGCGAAGCACCUGCUGAACGUGAUCAACGAGAACUUCGGCACGCUGGCGUUCUGCCGCCGCUGGCUGGACCGCCUGGGCGAGAGCAAGUACCUGAUGGCGCUGAAGAACCUGUGCGACCUGGGCAUCGUGGACCCCUACCCUCCGCUCUGCGACACCAAGGGCUGCUACACGGCUCAGUUCGAGCACACCAUCCUGCUCCGGCCCACCUGCAAGGAGGUGGUGAGCCGAGGAGACGACUACUGACCCCGACCCGACCCGACUGUUCCACCCUCACCGCUCCUCCAGACACUGAUUGAGAAACAGCAGAACAGAGCCGUUUUAUUCAGAAGAGUCAUUAAAACUAUGAGAAAUAUUGUUGUAGGCUGCCUACAAUGCACUCCUCACAGCUUCCAAGGAGAGAUAAAACCCAACAGCAAACUUUGGACCUCGUUUAGAAAUGUGUUACAGCCACCAGCGAACUCGGUGCGACCCCCAGUAUUCAGAGAAACGCAAAUCCAGAACCUCCCUGUCAGGUUUAAUGACUCCACCCUGAGACCUUAGUUCCAUAAUCAACGAAGAUAUGGAUGAUUUUAGGAAGGAUUCAGCUCAAUGCAUGAUGGGAAAUCACUGCAUACAGACUUUACUCUACAUUUAAGCACGGGUUGCCGUAGUAAUAGACGCCAUCUUCAUUCAGACUGCAGCAGUGUGUCCGGCUCCUGUCGCUACAGGAAGGAAAUCUGCACUCUGACCCUCCUGUCUGUAAAAUAUCAUAGAAAAGCGGCCACAACGACUGUAUGCUCCCAGUUAAGAUGCUUCAUCUGGAACUCUCCUUGGAAAUGUUUUUGUAAGAAAAAAAGAUUGAUUAAAAUAAUUUUUGCUCA
Gambusia affinis (western mosquitofish) is the source of this 2091-nucleotide messenger RNA. RefSeq names its product methionine aminopeptidase 2-like. The record is from RefSeq and is a predicted model, not a curated record. The transcript has 11 exons. Gene Ontology annotation, biological process: proteolysis. NCBI's taxonomy places the organism in Eukaryota, Metazoa, Chordata, Actinopteri, Cyprinodontiformes, Poeciliidae. Gene Ontology annotation, molecular function: metalloaminopeptidase activity. Bases 38 to 1474 code for a protein of 478 amino acids.